This is a messenger RNA of Diabrotica virgifera virgifera (western corn rootworm), 3988 nucleotides long. RefSeq names its product dystrophin-like protein 1. The coding region runs from base 599 to 2749 and encodes 716 amino acids. The record is from RefSeq and is a predicted model, not a curated record. The transcript is spliced from 11 exons. Gene Ontology annotation, molecular function: nitric-oxide synthase binding. NCBI's taxonomy places the organism in Eukaryota, Metazoa, Arthropoda, Insecta, Coleoptera, Chrysomelidae.
UUUGAAUCCAAACAUUUAAGUCUAGCGUCGGCUACGGCGCUGAUAGCGUCUUUCGUCUCCUCUUUCGUCAACAAAUAAAGCACGUUGCCCCUCUGUUUUGCUAGCCGUGCAUGCAGGAAAUGACAACAAACUAUAACUUAACUUUGUGUAAACAUUGUUACUACCCCUUUUUCGUUGUGUUUGUACUUUUGUGGUAAAUGUUCCAUUUCAUUCAGCCUACUGUUAGUGGUGUGUGAGUGAGUGGGGCCAGCUGGACUCUUGUUGCUAUUGGUCCUUGUAGGUCGUUCGAAAAGGUGAGCCUAACAAAAACUGUAAACACUGUAAUAGGUGCAGUUCACAUCGGCAUCGGACAGAAUGCAUGAAUCAUGACCCCCGAAGCCACCGUCAAGAGGAGCCCCGUCCACGGUCCACGUCCAUCCAUACAGUUUCAGUUUAUUUUCGAGUCGGAGUCUGAGCAACAUUUGUCGAUUUAUUCUUAGUGAAACCGAAAACAUGUGUUAGUUUAGUGAAAAAAGUAAUAUCUAGUGCCAAAAUCCGAUAAUUGUUUCAGUAUUAGUUCGUGCGUGGUGUGAUUUUUAAAGAAAAUGUAAAUGGUACCAUGCCAUCGAAAAGGCAGUACGACUUAGUGCAAAAUGACGAUUACGAUACGAGAAUUCCGUUGCAUCCUGAAGAGGCAUUCCACCAUGGGAUUACGUUUCAAGCCAAGUAUAUCGGCAUGUUGGACGUUCCGAGACCUACAAGCAAAGUCGAAAUUGUUGCGGCUAUGCGCAGAAUCCGAUACGAAUUUAAAGCUAAAGGGAUCAAGAAAAAGAAGGUGACAAUAGAAGUUUCAGUAGACGGAGUAAAAGUGACACUUAGGAAAAAAAGAAAGAAAAAGAACUGGAUUGACGAGGGCAAAUCAAUUAUUCUUAAUCACCCUAUAUAUAGAGUAUUUUACGUAUCCCACGAUUCCCAAGAUCUCAAAAUUUUUAGUUAUAUAGCUAGAGAUGGAGCUUCCAAUGUGUUCAAAUGUGCUGUAUUUAAGUCUAGUAAAAAGAGCCAAGCUAUGCGGGUAGUGCGGACUGUAGGUCAAGCAUUCGAGGUGUGCCAUAAACUUUCUUUGAAUAAUCCUGAAAACGAUCAAGAUCAGGAUGAACAAGAUACGCUUACUCAAGACUUACUUAGCGACCGCCUUAGUGAUAUUACUAGUGAUAAGCAAAAACGAGACAUGAUGUCGGAAGGUGCUAGCGAUAGGAUGUCCCUACCUCCAGAUGAUUACAGCUUUAAGGAUCUAGAGAAUUGCAAAAACGUUAGAACUCCUACCCAACUUGAUAUCCUUCCUCCACCUCCGCACAAUAAUAAGAAUAGUAUGUUGACCUCGGCAGAAAUGUACUCUUCUCCACAUAGCGACGGUAUAACUACAGGAAGUGCGGAAAGUGGGGGAAGUUUGCCUCCACCUGGCAGUGCUCUGUCUACUCACCAUGAAAUUCAACUCAUGAGGGAACAACUGGAACAGCAAACACAACAAACACAAGCAGCUUUGGCGCAACUUCAGUUAGCCAGAGAACAGUUGGCUGCAGAACAGAGUGCGAGACUCGAAGCUCAAGCAAGAACACAUCAACUUCUAAUCCAUAACAGAGAACUCCUGGAUCAUAUAGCAGCACUAGUAGCCCACCUUCAAGGAAACGAAAAAUCUGGUCAACAGCCCACUCCUCCACAGAUGGCAAUGCCCCAGCACCAAUCACACCAAGGGCACAACGAUAGUCCAGAUAUGUACGAAUAUGCCGACAGUCCAGUAGCCAAUCCCUUGGGAUUUAACACUUCCGGAUCAGUAGACAACAGACCAGCUACAUCGUAUCCUCCAACGUCACCACUCCGAACGUCAUUUAAUCCAGGAGGAAAUUUGUUCAAUUUUUCUUACCCGCCUACCAUGGAUGCAGCUGCUUUUGAAAACCAACUCAUACAAAAGCUGCAAGCCUUGAGCAACUUCCAACCUAGUAGCCCUUUCCAAUAUCCUUACUCACAGUCGAUGCCAUUUUUGUUGCAGAGUUUGUAUUCGUCACCUUUAAUGAAUAAUACAUAUUCCUUGCAAAAUCCUCAUAAAAAUAUGCCAUUAUUUAUGGGUAAACCGCUCGGAGCUGGAAGACAUAGUGAACCUAGACAACUGAAUCCUACGUAUUUCAACCCAAAUCAAUCACCACCUAGUAAAAAAGAAGAUUAUCAUAAUCCUCAGUACGGUACACUACGGCAACAAAAUUAUAGUGCCCAAAACAGUCAAACUAACAACGAGACAUAUCAACAAAAGGACCCAGACUCGCCCCUAUAUCAAAAAAUAAUUCCCAAAAAGGAACAAGAAGAAACGAAGCAAGUUCGGUUGCAGCACAAUCAAAGAGAGUCUAGCCCCAAUCCAAUAUAUCAAACAAUUAUACCUAAGAAGGAUCUUAGUAAUGGUAAACACAUAAAAAUCCAGCAAAACGAGUCGCUGAAAAGAGAAGCUAGUCCCAGACCUCAGGAAGGAGAUAGAAGUUGUGGUCAGUUCAUCAGACCUCAUUCGCAAGUCGGGACACUGACCACGACUGAUGCUGAUGGACGGCUUCGAGUUGUAGUGCCAGUGUUGUCCGGUUCCAAGGAGGAUCUAAGUGAAAGUUUUAGUAAAUUACGGACUGAUGACAAGUAUAAAGGAUCAUCAUUGUCGAGGACUUAUAGUGAUAGAUAUAGUAAAAGUAGUCCGCAAGCACCGGCUUCUAUUAUGAGGCACAAGAGUAAAUAAGGUUUAGGAUGUACAGGUCGACAGAAAUAUCUGAAACCGCCAAGGUCAGAGCGGUCGAAAACUUUGGUUACGCGACGUUGUCAGAUCAAUCGGGUUUCAAAUGUUUUUCGGAUUUUUAUUUAUUACCUGUUUCACAGUAACAUUGAUAACAAUUCUAUGUAGUGCAGUCACUGAAGGUUUUCACCUCCGAUUUUGUUGAACCUUCAUCAAUUUUCUUGAAAAUUAGUAAGUAGUUAGACGAUACCUCAGGAAACAAAAGUGACAUGGUACCAACUUGCGCUUUUAUCAUGGGGGUGGAUGCCACCCUUUCCCGGCGUGAAAAUUAUUUUAUUAAAAAUAACCCCAUAAAUCGAUAGAGGUACAAGUUCUAAGCAAAAUUUGUUAUAUCAAGUUAUUAAAAGAAAUCAAUACUUUUCGAGUUAUUAAAGAUCAAAGAAUUUAAUUUUUUGUGAAAAAAAAGCUUGUUUUAAAGCUGUUUUUCAUAAAUAACUCAAAAACUGUAAGUUUUUACAUAUGAGUUACUAUUACCCGAAUUGAAGCGAACAAAAAAUUAAAGAAAUUUCUUACUGGAAAACCCUUUUAAUAUUAAGGGGGUAGGCGCAAAAUCUUAGUGCAAUGCGAUUUAAAUCGAAUCGAAUCCUGAGAAAACUAAUAGGUAUUUCUGAAAAAUUUAAACGCAGAAUGAAAGAUUACAUUAUUACCGAGGGCCGAAAGUCUCUGAAAACUUCUAUAAUGUUUACAAAAGAGAAAAUUUAGUUUGAUUUUUAGUUUCAAAAAUUUCAUUCAAAAGAAAUUUUUGUUUAUUCUAAGGGACUUUCGGCCCUCGGUGAUAAUGUAAUCUUUCAUUCUGCGUUUAUAUUUUUCAAAAAUAUUUAUAACUUUUCUUAGGAUUAGAAAAAAAUGAAUGCAUUUAAAUAGCAUUUGACCAAGAUUUUGCGCCUUCCCCCUUAAUACACAGUGAGUUACAGGUAUCUAAUUGAACCUAUAUUUUUUUUUCCGGUGAGUUCUCAAACAUAUUAUAAGUAUUCAAGCUCAAAUAACAGGAAGACGAUGCAUUGUAUAACAUAUAUAGUACAUUACUGUAGCGUGAUUAGUGUAAUUACUUCUAAUUACAAUAAAACUAGCGGUUCGUAAUUUAUAUACGACUUUAUUUAUAUAAGUUACAGACGAAUUUAUCUUAUACACUUUACCUUAAGACUAACUCUAUUCACAAAAAUUAUGCCUUAUAUAUCCUAGUCG